UAUAAAGCUAUAAAUUUUCAAGGACAUUUCAAAUUCAGUAUAGAAAGAAACAAAGAAACAUGGCGCCGAAAGUAAUGAAAAAGUCAACGAAACCACCGAUGGAGAAGCCAAUUGACAAAGUGAUUUCAAAAACGAAGAAACAGAAGAAGAAGAACUACACGAGUUUCUCCAUCUAUUUAUUCAAGCUACUGCGUUCAGUAAACGUUGGGAAGGAAUAUAAUUUAGGCAUUUCACGGCACUCUAUGCUUAUAAUGAAUAAUUUCGUGAACGAUAUGCUGGAAAAGAUCGCGACUGAAGCUGGGAGGUUGGCUUUCUAUGGAAAAAAGAACACAAUGGGCAGUGCAGAGAUUCAGAGCGCAACUAAACUGCUUCUACCCGGGGAGUUAGCUAAACAUGCGAACGCGCAAGGUGUAAACGCCAUUGCUAAAUACGUGAGGAGUCAGGAAAGCUAAGAAAAACGGUCAGCUUGAAACGUCAAACCGCCAUCUUGGAAAUUUUUGAAGUUUGUGUACAAUAACCGAGAGCAAAAAGGAAACUAUGAGCAAAUAUAAUUUAUGUUAAUAUAGAAUUAUUUAAUGAAGAAUUUAUACAGCCAGUGACGUUAUAUUAUUGAUAAUAAUAAAUAGAUUAAGGUAUUUGAAGAAUUAAUUUGUUAUUAUGCAACUGUGUCCUUUUGAGGGCCGAAAA
Molecule: messenger RNA, 687 nt
Organism: Pararge aegeria (speckled wood butterfly)
Lineage: Eukaryota; Metazoa; Arthropoda; Insecta; Lepidoptera; Nymphalidae
Product: late histone H2B.L4-like
Exons: 1
Coding region: 60-452 (130 amino acids)
Cellular component (GO): nucleosome
Molecular function (GO): DNA binding; protein heterodimerization activity; structural constituent of chromatin
Source: RefSeq, a predicted model, not a curated record